AUGUGGAAGACAAGUGCCAUUACGCCUACCGAACUUGGUGAGAACUUUGGAGAAACUUAUCAAGAAUUUCCAGAAAUUCAGGGUAAUCGGAAAAGAGACCAAGAAACCAACUGGAAGAUUGCACAGCAUACAGUUCAGAUACCGACAUCAACGAUAGCCGAAAAUAGGUUCGCCAGCUUUCGGCUGGGGAUCUAUGGUUCAACACUUCACAGGAAGCAGAUGAUGGACAUCACACUUCAACUGAAUGACUUAACUAUUUGGCGUAAUGGUACCCACUACAAUGAUACCCACUACAAUGGUACCCACUACAAUGAUACCCACUACAAUGGUACCCACUACAAUGGUACCCACUACAAUGAUACCCACUACAAUGGUACCCACUACAAUGGUACCCACUACAAUGAUACCCACUACAAUGGUACCCACUACAAUGGUACCCACUACAAUGAUACCCACUACAAUGGUACCCACUACAAUGGUACCCACUACAAUGAUACCCACUACAAUGGUACCCACUACAAUGGUACCCACUACAAUGAUACCCACUACAAUGGUACCCACUACAAUGGUACCCACUACAAUGAUACCCACUACAAUGGUACCCACUACAAUGGUACCCACUACAAUGAUACCCACUACAAUGGUACCCACUACAAUGGUACCCACUACAAUGAUACCCACUACAAUGGUACCCACUACAAUGGUACCCACUACAAUGAUACCCACUACAAUGGUACCCACUACAAUGGUACCCACUACAAUGAUACCCACUACAAUGGUACCCACUACAAUGGUACCCACUACAAUGAUACCCACUACAAUGGUACCCACUACAAUGGUACCCACUACAAUGAUACCCACUACAAUGGUACCCACUACAAUGGUACCCACUACAAUGAUACCCACUACAAUGGUACCCACUACAAUGGUACCCACUACAAUGAUACCCACUACAAUGGUACCCACUACAAUGGUACCCACUACAAUGAUACCCACUACAAUGGUACCCACUACAAUGGUACCCACUACAAUGAUACCCACUACAAUGGUACCCACUACAAUGGUACCCACUACAAUGAUACCCACUACAAUGGUACCCACUACAAUGGUACCCACUACAAUGAUACCCACUACAAUGGUACCCACUACAAUGGUACCCACUACAAUGAUACCCACUACAAUGGUACCCACUACAAUGGUACCCACUACAAUGAUACCCACUACAAUGGUACCCACUACAAUGGUACCCACUACAAUGAUACCCACUACAAUGGUACCCACUACAAUGGUACCCACUACAAUGAUACCCACUACAAUGGUACCCACUACAAUGGUACCCACUACAAUGAUACCCACUACAAUGGUACCCACUACAAUGGUACCCACUACAAUGAUACCCACUACAAUGGUACCCACUACAAUGGUACCCACUACAAUGAUACCCACUACAAUGGUACCCACUACAAUGGUACCCACUACAAUGAUACCCACUACAAUGGUACCCACUACAAUGGUACCCACUACAAUGAUACCCACUACAAUGGUACCCACUACAAUGGUACCCACUACAAUGAUACCCACUACAAUGGUACCCACUACAAUGGUACCCACUACAAUGAUACCCACUACAAUGGUACCCACUACAAUGGUACCCACUACAAUGAUACCCACUACAAUGGUACCCACUACAAUGGUACCCACUACAAUGAUACCCACUACAAUGGUACCCACUACAAUGGUACCCACUACAAUGAUACCCACUACAAUGGUACCCACUACAAUGGUACCCACUACAAUGAUACCCACUACAAUGGUACCCACUACAAUGGUACCCACUACAAUGAUACCCACUACAAUGGUACCCACUACAAUGGUACCCACUACAAUGAUACCCACUACAAUGGUACCCACUACAAUGAUACCCACUACAAUGAUACCCACUACAAUGGUACCCACUACAAUGAUACCCACUACAAUGGUACCCACUACAAUGAUACCCACUACAAUGAUACCCACUACAAUGGUACCCACUACAAUGAUACCCACUACAAUGGUACCCACUACAAUGAUACCCACUACAAUGAUACCCACUACAAUGGUACCCACUACAAUGAUACCCACUACAAUGGUACCCACUACAAUGAUACCCACUACAAUGAUACCCACUACAAUGGUACCCACUACAAUGAUACCCACUACAAUGGUACCCACUACAAUGAUACCCACUACAAUGAUACCCACUACAAUGGUACCCACUACAAUGAUACCCACUACAAUGGUACCCACUACAAUGAUACCCACUACAAUGAUACCCACUACAAUGGUACCCACUACAAUGAUACCCACUACAAUGGUACCCACUACAAUGAUACCCACUACAAUGAUACCCACUACAAUGGUACCCACUACAAUGAUACCCACUACAAUGGUACCCACUACAAUGAUACCCACUACAAUGAUACCCACUACAAUGAUACCCACUACAAUGAUACCCACUACAAUGGUACCCACUACAAUGAUACCCACUACAAUGGUACCCACUACAAUGAUACCCACUACAAUGAUACCCACUACAAUGGUACCCACUACAAUGAUACCCACUACAAUGGUACCCACUACAAUGACCGUUCAGAGACGUACAUAAAUACCUAA
Messenger RNA from Mizuhopecten yessoensis (Yesso scallop), 2652 nucleotides. RefSeq names its product probable serine/threonine-protein kinase clkA. The transcript has 3 exons. Lineage: Eukaryota; Metazoa; Mollusca; Bivalvia; Pectinida; Pectinidae. Bases 1 to 2652 code for a protein of 883 amino acids. The record is from RefSeq and is a predicted model, not a curated record.